This is a messenger RNA of Amaranthus tricolor (Joseph's coat), 1481 nucleotides long. Its product is annotated as CASP-like protein 4A3. Lineage: Eukaryota; Viridiplantae; Streptophyta; Magnoliopsida; Caryophyllales; Amaranthaceae. The transcript has 3 exons. Bases 222 to 1154 code for a protein of 310 amino acids. The record is from RefSeq and is a predicted model, not a curated record.
AAUCUAUUUAAGAAAUACAUAUGAAGAUAGAGGGAUUAACUAAUACUACUUUUAUCAUAAUAAAAUAAAAUUUAGUUAAAGUUUAAACACAAAGCUUCAAAGUAAUUAAGUAAAUUCGUAUCUCGAUUCUCUUCUUUAAGUAGUCUCCCUUUCAACUUUCCUCCCCGCGGCCCUCUCACCUAUCCUUUUCUCUCUCCUUUUAAACUUUAAUUAAAUAAAUAAUGCAAAACCACCAAAAACCGCCAUUUCCACCACCACCACUCUCAGUUUCGCAACCUCCACCCAAACUCAAACGCAAUUCGUUCUCCAACUCAGACGACUCUUCUCACUCCCCUCUCCGAUCCGACUCACCUCUCAACUCCGACUCACCUAUCCAUGAUCUUGAUCAAGAUCAUAGCAACCAUGGCGGGGCUAUCGUAGCCGUUGAGAAAUUCUACUCUCCUGUAACCUCACCCUUUCCCAAAGAAGCUACCACACCCGAUAAUUGCCCUUUCUCUACUCCUCCUCCUCAACCACUACCUCUACUUCAAACGCAACCUCACCAUACUAUUCAUUUUAACCGUAGAGAAGAAGUGCCGCCGCAAACCGGCGUAGUUACUGAGGAACGCGGUGGAGAAAGAAAAGGGAGAGUUGGUGUCAGAUUUGGUGGUGUUGAGGAUAUCAGUGCCAGGAAUUUCAAGAAAAGAGGUGCUGUUCUUGACAAGGUUAAUUUAGGGCUUAGGGUUUUGGAAAUUGUGUUUUGUUUGAUUUCUUUUGCUGUUAUGGCUGCUGAUAAAACUCAAGGUUGGAGUGGUGAUUCCUUUGAUCGUUACAAAGAAUACAGGUUUUGUUUAUCAGUGACUAUCCUUGGGUUCCUUUAUUCAGCAUUUCAAGCAUGUGAUGUAGCCAAACAUUUAGCCACCGGAAAGCAUGUGAUCAACCACCAUCUCCGCUAUCAAUUUGAAUUCAUUAUGGAUCAGAUUCUGGCAUACCUUCUGAUCUCAUCCUCAUCAGCCGCAGCCUCAAGGGCUGAUGAUUGGCAAUCGAAUUGGGGAAAAGACGAGUUUACCGAGAAGGCUAGCGCAUCAAUCAGUAUGGCUUUUUUGGCAUUCCUUGGGUUUGCCAUGAGCUCUCUGAUUUCAGGUUAUAACUUGUGCAACCGUGAUUUGUCUUAAAUGGCUGAAGACAUUUAUGCACUUGUAUCAUCAGCUAGUGAUUUUUUUCAUAUACGUUUAGUUAGCUGUAGAAUUUGUACAGAAAAUAUAUGGAAUAGGGAGCUGAUGCAUAAUUUGUGAAUAAGUCUAUAUAUGACAAUAAUUAUGGGCCUUUGGCAAUUAAAUUGAGGGAUAAUAUUCCAGUUUUUUUUUUUUUUGCUGUCAGAUGAUGCUAGAAUUUCGUAAGGUUGCAUUUGAGAAUAAGUAUUUCAUUUCAAAUUUUAGAUUUCAAUUAUGAAAUUAUUAAUGAAGAAUUGAGAAUGACAAGGUUUGGGAAGUUUUAUCGAA